CUCACUAUGAGAACCUAUGUCCAAUGAGCCAAGAAACUCAGAGGAAAAGUCUUUGGAAUCCGAAUGGAGUCCUAUGUCCCCACAAUAUGGAGAAAAGUCUGGUCGGAACUCGGCAGGAGAACCUAUGUCCAACGAGAAGCUCGAAGGAAUAGUCUGUGGUAUCCUAAUAGAAACCCUCAUGUCCCCAGUGCUCAACCUAGGGAGGAUUCUGGACGGAACUCACAAGUUGAACCUAUGUCCAAUGAGCCAAGGAACUCAAAGGAAAAGUCUUUGGAAUCCGAAUGGAAUCCUAUGUCCCCACAAUACGGAGAAAAGUCUGGUCGGAACUCGGCAGGAGAACCUAUGUCCAACGAGAGGCUUGAAGGAAUAGUCUGCGGGAUCCUAAUGGAAGCCCUUAUGUCCCCAGUACACAACCUGGAGAGGAUUCUGUAUGGAACUCACUAGUGGAACCUAUGUCCAAUGAGCCAAGAAACUCAAAGGAAAGGUCUUUGGAAUCUGAAUAGAAUUCUAUGUCCCUACAAUACGGAGAAAAGUCUGGUCGGAACUCGGCAGGACCCAAGUAACAAUUUAACUUGCAUAAGGUCCAUUUUUUUUCGAUUCCACAAGCUAUGGUUUGCAUAUGGUUGAUUUAACACUUGUUUAUGCAAGGCAGCCAUUUUGGAAGACAAGAAGGCCUUUGUAAGACUUUUAAGAAAACUUAUAAGGAAGCCUUGUGUACGCAAGUUAAAAAAGGUUUCUUUAAGACCUGCAGGGGCUAUCACAAAGAAGCCUUGCAUAAUGAAUUAAAAGUAAGCCCCUGUAAGAUCUCUUUGAAGAGUUCUAGAGAAGCUAUUAAUAUAUAAGUAAAGGAGACCUCUGUUAGACAUUUUGAGAAUGUUUUUUUUUUCUUGUGUCAAAAAUCAACAAUUCUAUUAAAUCAAAAAUUACUAAAAUGGAAAAUUCUUGGAAAAAAUAUAAAAGAUCAGGAACUUAUUAUAGAGAAAUAAAAAAAAAACCAGAUGCUAUUUUUAAAAAAGGUGUUGAGAUUUCUAAAACUCUUAAGGAAAAAGAAAUAACUGCGGACAACGUUAAAAUUACUUUUCCAUCUCCACGAUUAACAACUGGGCCAUGUGUUGACGAUGAACGCAUUGAAUAUGAAGAUCUGAAUUUUCCAAGCAGCACAGAAAACGAGUGGAGUAUCGAUGAGGCACCUCAUAAAAAAACCUCGUAUAGAUCAUAUCUCCGGCAGUGGGCAAUUUCUCAUAGAGUUCCUCACACCACUUUAAAAGAUCUAAUCAAAAUACUGAACAACAACAUUCAUGAACAGUUGCCAGAAGACCCGCGGACAUUAUUGGGAACACCAUUAGAUAUAGUGUGCACUAAAAUAGGUACAGAUGGAAUGUAUUGGCACCAUGGAUUUGAAAAAUGUAUUCAUUACAUAUUUCGUGACAUUAAUGAAUCAAAAUCCAUUUCAAUAAAUAUAAACUUGGAUGGACUUCCAGUCUUUAAAACUUCAAAAAUUGAAUUUUGGCCAAUUUUGUUUAACAUUCAUCAAAUGCCGGAGUUUCCACCAAUGGUCAUUGGGAUUUUUUGUGGAACAUCUAAAUGCACUGAUCUUGGGCAGUUUCUUUUACCGUUUGUUAAUGAUAUGGAAAAUGCAAUGGCAAAUGGAUUUCUAAUAAACUCGCAUCAAGUUACUGUUAAACUUCGGUGCAUUAUAUGCGAUUCGCCAGCUAGAGCCUAUAUUAAAGGUAAGCGCUGAAUUUAUCUUACUUUAUAGUUGAGUUUCAUCAAAAUUAAAAAGUUGCUAUGGUACCUUUGUAUAUGACAACUAAUUUAAUUUUACAAAAAAAAAGUUUUUUUUAAUUAUAAACAUUAAUAUUGAGCUUUAGCCUGUUUUCGAUACGGUCCAACUGAGAUAAUUUCGCAAAUUAUCUCAUUUUGAAUGUCAAAUCGUAUAGGAAAUUAUUUAAUAUAAAAUUGGAACUGACCAAAUUUGCGAAAUUAUCUCAUUUAGGAUUAAGUGAAAACAGGCUAUUAUAUUUAAACGAGUUCUG
Messenger RNA from Episyrphus balteatus (marmalade hoverfly), 2036 nucleotides. RefSeq lists its product as uncharacterized. The transcript has 2 exons. NCBI's taxonomy places the organism in Eukaryota, Metazoa, Arthropoda, Insecta, Diptera, Syrphidae. The record is from RefSeq and is a predicted model, not a curated record. Bases 932 to 1741 code for a protein of 269 amino acids.